CGAUAACUGGAAGGUAGUAAAAACAUUGGACACGUCGCGAGUCUCUGGUGCUACGAAAAGAAAUUAAAGCUGAUUUCAGCAGGAUUCAAUCGGUUCCCGUUGUUCCGAGUGGACACACACACCUGCUGCUGUAGUUCUAGAGAAUGGAAAAUUGCUAGGUAAAGUUCGUGAAACGCCAACGACAAUCGAAUCGAUCCCGAGCCGAAGGAGGUGAACGAACGACGUCUUGCCUUGGUUGGUUGUUGGCAAAUCAGCAGUUUUGGCGACUGGCUCUGGUUCUCGUUCGAAGGAAAGUGAAAAUCAGCGAUCAAAAUGGACGAGACCGUGAUGUUGAUACUGUUGGUGAUUGUGAUGCUGGUGGGGUCCUACCUGGCGGGGAACAUACCGCUGGUUGUGACGUUGUCCGAGGAGAAACUGAAAAAUGUGUCGAUCUUCGGAGCAGGACUGCUGGUCGGUACGGCCCUCACGGUCAUCAUUCCGGAAGGAAUUCGAUCGCUGUACGAUGAGAGCAAACUGGAGGCGAAGACCAUGGGGACUUCCGACGCUCCCGAUCACAAGCACAGUGCCGACGAGCAUUCGUCUACGAUCGGCCUCUCGCUGGUGCUGGGAUUCGUGUUCAUGAUGUUGGUCGAUCAGGUGUCUUCCCGUCGGAGGGAAGGUUCGAACGAGCGCAAUUUGACUGCCACGAUCGGAUUGGUGGUUCACGCCGCGGCCGACGGAGUGGCCCUCGGGGCAGCGGCCACCACCAGUCAUUCCGACGUGGAAAUUAUCGUGUUCCUGGCCAUUAUGCUGCACAAAGCUCCCGCAGCUUUCGGACUAGUUAGCUUCCUAUUGCACGAAGGAAUCGAACGCCAGCGGAUACGGAAGCACCUGCUAAUCUUCUCGCUGUCCGCCCCGCUUCUAACUCUGCUGACUUUCUUCGGAAUCGGAAGUGAGCAGAAGGAAACGCUCGAGUCGUUGAAUGCCACCGGCAUUGCGAUGCUGUUUUCCGCGGGGACGUUCCUGUACGUGGCCACGGUGCACGUACUGCCGGAACUGACGCACAAUACCGGACACGGAGGCCACCGAAGCGGUGGCCAUACUGAUUACAACCUUCUGGAGACUGCUGCCGGCAGUAAAGUGGUCGUUCACGGAGGUGGUAGUGGACUGAAGAACACCGAACUGGCUCUGCUGAUUCUGGGAGCGUUGAUGCCGCUGUUCCUGACCGUUGGACACCACCACUAGAUACUAGAGAAGGAGACCAGAUGACGAGGUUAAUCGAAACAUUGCCAAAUUUUUUUAAUGAAAAGGUGAGCAGAGUGCGA
Aedes albopictus (Asian tiger mosquito) is the source of this 1304-nucleotide messenger RNA. RefSeq names its product zinc transporter ZIP9. Gene Ontology annotation, biological process: zinc ion transport; transmembrane transport. Gene Ontology annotation, cellular component: membrane. NCBI's taxonomy places the organism in Eukaryota, Metazoa, Arthropoda, Insecta, Diptera, Culicidae. The coding region runs from base 313 to 1224 and encodes 303 amino acids. Gene Ontology annotation, molecular function: metal ion transmembrane transporter activity. The transcript is spliced from 2 exons. The record is from RefSeq and is a predicted model, not a curated record.